Micropterus dolomieu (smallmouth bass) is the source of this 773-nucleotide messenger RNA. It is a transcript of the gene cldn1, whose product is annotated as claudin 1. NCBI's taxonomy places the organism in Eukaryota, Metazoa, Chordata, Actinopteri, Centrarchiformes, Centrarchidae. Gene Ontology annotation, biological process: cell adhesion; bicellular tight junction assembly. Gene Ontology annotation, cellular component: bicellular tight junction; plasma membrane. Gene Ontology annotation, molecular function: structural molecule activity. The coding region runs from base 72 to 707 and encodes 211 amino acids. The transcript has 5 exons. The record is from RefSeq and is a predicted model, not a curated record.
GGUCUGAGGGGCUGGUAUUCCUGGAUCCUCCUUCUCCUCCAGGUUAUUCCUUGAGGAUGCACAGUUAAACGAUGGCCAAUUCGGGUAUACAGCUUCUCGGCUUCACGCUGGCCUUCCUGGGCUUCAUAGGCUCGAUAGCAUCCACAUGCAUGGUGGAAUGGAAAGCUUCGUCCUACGCAGGAGACAAUAUCAUCACAGCUCAGGCGCUGUAUGAAGGGCUUUGGAAGACCUGUGCAUCACAGAGCACUGGUCAAAUUCAAUGUAAAGUGUAUGAUUCACUUCUCCAACUACCAGGGAUUGUACAGGGCACACGAGGGCUGAUGCUGUGCGCCAUCUUGCUGAGCUUUAUUUCUAUCUUGGUGGAGAUGGUGGGCAUGAGGUGCACAACCUGUAUGGCAGAACAACCGGAGCAGAAGGACAAAGUGGCUCUAGCUGGAGGGGUCAUCUUCAUUAUUGCUGGUCUGCUUUCUCUGGUUGGAACAUCUUGGUAUGGCAACAGAAUAGCGCAGGACUUCUACAACCCAUUAACUCCAACUAAUUCCAAGUUUGAAUUCGGAAGUGCUCUGUUUGUUGGAUGGGGAAGUGCCGCUCUCCUCAUUAUAGGAGGGGCCUUCCUUUGCUGCAACUGCUCCACCAAGGGCUCAGGGAAACCUCCACGCUACCCACAGUCUGCCUCGGCAAGCCAACCAGGCAAGAACUAUGUCUAGCACAAUCAUGCCAUCCAGCCUCUGCUCAAGGAAGAACGCUGUGUUUGCAAGGAGUUGUCAUCCAGA